CUCACAUAUAAAUAUUGGUCUAGAUUAUGCCAUAAGUUCCCACAAAACAAAGCUGAGAAGUAACUUUCCUUCUUUUCAGAGAGAAAAUUAAAAAAGAAAGAGUGAGAUGAAAAAUGUGCAAGAAGAAUACCGCAAAGGACCGUGGACAGAACAGGAGGACAUCCUCUUGGUCAACUUUGUCCACGCUUUCGGAGAUCGAAGAUGGGAUUUUGUAGCCAAAGUUUCAGGUUUGAAGGUGGAGGGAGAAACAUGAUAAGAAUAGGUUUAAACAGAACAGGAAAGAGUUGCAGGCUAAGGUGGGUUAAUUACCUGCAUCCUGGCCUCAAACGUGGAAAGAUGACUCAUCAAGAAGAGCGUCUUGUCCUUGAGCUGCACGCCACAUGGGGAAACAGGUGGUCAAAAAUCGCAAAGAAAUUGCCUGGUCGAACAGAUAAUGAGAUAAAGAAUUACUGGAGGACUCAUAUGAGGAAGCAGGCACAAGAGAAAAAGCGACCUAUGUCGCCAACUUCCUCAUCUUCAAACUGCUGCUCAUCGUCUAUGACCCAAGACACUGUAGGAUCCAAUGGCAAAAUGAAUCAAGAAUGUGAUGAUGGAAACUACUCUAUGGAUGACAUAUGGAGAGAGAUUGAUCAAUCUGGAGCAAACAUUAUUAAACCGGUAAAAGACAUCUACUACUCAGAGCAAAGCUGUCACUUUAAUUUCCAUCCUCUUCCUCUGGCUUCUCCAACAUGGGAAAGCUCCUUGGAGUCUACAUGGAACAUGGAUGCAUACGAAAGUAAGAUGUCUUCUUUUGCUAUUGAUCAAUUUCCUCUCAGUUUUGAACAUGGUAGAUCAUCAUGGUCGUCUUUAGUCUAGGAUUUGAUUCAUUUGAAUGUUUAUAUGUGAAGCUUAUAUGUAUUAUCAUAUCCAUCUCCCUUUUUAUCAAAAAUAUGUUUUCAUGGAUACUAUGUGUAAUAUAAGUCAGAACUCUAUUUCAAAAUGAAUAGAUUUUAAUGUUUC
Messenger RNA from Brassica oleracea var. oleracea, 999 nucleotides. RefSeq names its product transcription factor MYB59-like. NCBI's taxonomy places the organism in Eukaryota, Viridiplantae, Streptophyta, Magnoliopsida, Brassicales, Brassicaceae. Gene Ontology annotation, cellular component: nucleus. Gene Ontology annotation, biological process: regulation of DNA-templated transcription. Gene Ontology annotation, molecular function: DNA-binding transcription factor activity; sequence-specific DNA binding. The record is from RefSeq and is a predicted model, not a curated record. The coding region runs from base 202 to 855 and encodes 217 amino acids. The transcript is spliced from 3 exons.